This is a messenger RNA of Rhodotorula graminis WP1, 258 nucleotides long. RefSeq lists its product as uncharacterized. NCBI's taxonomy places the organism in Eukaryota, Fungi, Basidiomycota, Microbotryomycetes, Sporidiobolales, Sporidiobolaceae. The transcript is spliced from 5 exons. The coding region runs from base 1 to 258 and encodes 85 amino acids. The record is from RefSeq and is a predicted model, not a curated record.
AUGGCCUCCACCACCAACAACACCACCUCGGGCGGCAUCAUCGACACCGUCAAGGACGCUGCCAACUACGUCUCCGAGACCGUCCAGGAGUACACCGCCGGCGCCUCGAAGGAGUCGAACAAGGAGGUCGCCAAGGGCAACACUGGCGCCGGCCUCGGCGACCGUGCCUCGGCUGCGUUCAGCGCUGCCGGCGACAAGAUCGACGAGUCGCAGCACUCGGCCAAGGCUUCGGGCUACAAGGAGUCGGCUAAGCAUUAG